AUGCCCCUCAUACCUAUUAACAUACCCCUUCUCCAGCUGCUCGACGAACUUUACCAGGCUCUUGGGGAAAGCGUCGAGCACGGGGUACGCGGGGCUGGCGAACUUUGUGGAGGUGAGUGCUUGGACGGACGUCUUGAGUUGCGCGAGCAUUCCGGGUACCUCGUGGGUGAAGUGUUUUUUGUCGGACACGUGGGAGAGGAGGGAUUGCAGGGCGGAGUGGAUGGUGAAAAUUCGGUCAGACUCAUCAGUAGACUUUUUACCGGGAACAUUAGGCAGGAAAAAUGA
This is a messenger RNA of Babesia ovata, 285 nucleotides long. Its product is annotated as iron permease, putative. The record is from RefSeq and is a predicted model, not a curated record. The coding region runs from base 1 to 285 and encodes 94 amino acids. Lineage: Eukaryota; Apicomplexa; Aconoidasida; Piroplasmida; Babesiidae. The transcript has a single exon.